Molecule: messenger RNA, 1146 nt
Organism: Papilio polytes (common Mormon)
Lineage: Eukaryota; Metazoa; Arthropoda; Insecta; Lepidoptera; Papilionidae
Product: zinc finger protein 26-like
Exons: 2
Coding region: 29-1120 (363 amino acids)
Source: RefSeq, a predicted model, not a curated record
AUCCAUCAACCUGAUCUAAAUGAACUAAAUGCCCUCACAACUAAUAAGAUUACCUGAAUUUCGGUCAAUAUACUACCAUAAUCGUUCCGCUAUUGCGGACGAGACGGCAAACGAGGUAGUUAAGCCUGUUAGGAAGUUAAAAAUGAACGUAAGCGCAAGACAGAUGCGCAGGCGCCGGCGCGCUAAUAAUGAACUACCCGAAGAGUCCGACAGGCGGAUCGUGAAAACUAUGAUGAGAAGGAACGCGAUCAUGAUUCUAGAAUGUUCCACCGCUUGGGCCUUUAGAUGGUUCCAUAGCUCUUUCUAUUGUUCUUAUUGCGAUGAGAAAUUUGUCGAUACUCUGCCUCUGCGAGAACAUGUAAUCAGUUCCCAUUUAAAUGAACCCCCAACAGUGAGGGUAUUUGCAAAACUGACAGAAAAUAACAUGCUCAAAAUAGACAUAACGAGUUUAAACUGUAGGCUUUGUAAUUGUGUUUGUUCCAACCUAGAUAUACUUAAGAAUCAUCUAACAAUUGCACAUAAAAAGAUAUUUAACAAGAAUUAUAGCGAUGGUGUUCUACCUUUCAAACUAGAUCAGGCAGGAUUUAACUGUCAAAUAUGUUUUGAGUUCUUCACAAGUUUCUCUAAAAUAAACGAGCAUAUGAAUUCUCAUUACCAAAAUUAUAUUUGCGACACUUGCGGUAAGGCUUUCGUCUCCAAAUCCAGGUUCAGAACCCACGUGCAGUCGCACGAAAUUGGCAAUUUUCCUUGCGGGGAUUGUGACGAAGUUCUUCCAACUAGAGCGGCUAGAAUGUGUCAUAGAUUAAAAGUCCACAAGAGCGGCGUGCGGUACGCUUGUCCGCGCUGUCCCGAAGUCUUUACUACCUACUAUGCUAGAGCAAAACAUUUGGUCGACAGCCACGCACAACAAAGGAGAAUUUAUGAAUGCACGACAUGCGGUAAAGCUUUUGAAACGAGUUGCAAACGCGCGGCCCAUUUCCGUCUCUCCCACAAAUCUGUAGAGAAGCGUUACGAAUGCUUGUACUGCCCUUGGCACUUUGUUAGUCAAUCGAAACUCCGGCGCCACUUACGAGCCCACGAUGUCGUCGGACAAGCACAAUAUUGCACAAAGAAUUGUUGAAACUAUACAACUUACAGUGUUUUUAU